GGUAAGGUCACACAUCACGCUCUAAAAACUACAAAACACGACUAAACGAUCUCUACAGUAAAAAUGUCGCUUAUGCCUGCAGAAAUCUUCUCGGAAAUCUAUGCUUUCUUGAAAACAACAGUCAAAUCAUCCGAAGUUCCCGUUAAAAGUAUUAUCAUUUCUCUGCUUGUUUACGCUGUAAAGGAAUUUUUCAAGGAAGCCAUAUUCUCGUGUCCAGCGAAGGGCCAUAACUUGUACGGCAACCUAUUCCUCUAUGGUCCUGCCGCCAUUUUAUUUUGCUUUUCGUUGCUCGUCUCCGAGUCAUUUUGGCAUGCAACUACAAGCACGUGUAGUGGUCGAAGACUUGUUUGGUGGAAGUCAAGAAAGUACAUUUAUCUCGCUAUACUUCCACCCAUAAUAUGGCUUAUUGUCGCCUUCGCAGACGGUCAAUAUUUUGUCUGUUCUGAGCUUGGCCCUCUAUCCACAGCCUUGGCGGCUGCAAACACUUCACAGGCGGUCACACAUGUGCAUGAGACUUUUGCUAAUGCAAGAACCACAUCGCAAAUAGUAGCAUGGGGAUUACUUCUUUGUGUGAUGUUCAUCGCAACGAUAGUGCUGACUGUGGAUAGGUGUAUCGCGAAAGCCAGCGAGAAAGUGUUAAGGAGAAGCGACUUUAAUGAGCUUGAAGCAGAAGCAGCUGUGAGGAUUUUUAACGAGCGAUUAAAACCUGAAGCAGAGAAGCAAGCAAAGGAAGUUGUCGAAGAGUUUUUUGAGCGUUAUAAAAACCAAAGCACAGAGGAGCAGGUUAGAAUGGGGGAGGAGUUCCUAAGUAAAAUGUACCCACAGUAUGGAAGCUUACAAUUCAAGAUGGGAAUGAAAGAAACAAGAGGGAAGAAGAAGGCUGAUGAUUCUGUCCAGCUCAUUGAAAGCGGACCGCAUCAAAAAUAUACCUCGAUAAACUGACAAUAAAAUCGAGGGUAGCAUAUUAACCAAAUACACAGCUUUCUUACAUAUGGCCCUCGUAAGCAUUGUAAGCACUGUCACUGGGGGUGGUCACUGCCAGAGGGUUUAUUGCGUACCCAGUGGUUCUUUUACAUCCCUUCGGUUCAGGUUAGUGUUGUGCAGCUUGAAGAGACGGGACCUCCAGUUU
Molecule: messenger RNA, 1129 nt
Organism: Nematostella vectensis (starlet sea anemone)
Lineage: Eukaryota; Metazoa; Cnidaria; Anthozoa; Actiniaria; Edwardsiidae
Product: calcium homeostasis modulator protein 6
Exons: 1
Coding region: 64-942 (292 amino acids)
Molecular function (GO): monoatomic cation channel activity
Source: RefSeq, a predicted model, not a curated record